AUGUCGGACACACCCCGUCCAUCGCUCAAGCUCACCUUCGGGAAAAAGAAGGCGCCCGAGGAACCAUCUCAGAGACAGCCUGCUGCACCUCCUCCGCCAACAGAGACCCCCCAACGCAAGCUCACGCUCAAGAUCGCCCGUAGGCCGGCACCAGAAGCGCCUCCUGAGGAUGACAAACUUAAGAAAAAGAAGAAGACUUCGAAGAAGCGUCCAGCAGAGGGACCCGCGUUGCAGGAACCUUCCACCACGGUCGCGACAACCCAACCCUCUGGGCCUAAACGCCUGAAAUUAAACCCAUCGAAGAAGCCCGGGGUCCAGUCGCUUCGUAUCAAGAACAAGGGGCUGGUCCCCAACCGGCCGGUGGGCGUUGGCUACGACUCGGAGGCGUCCGACACGGAAAUCGACCCCUCGAUCGAGGAACAAUUCAUUCUGCGCAUGUUGCCCGGGGAGGAUUGCGAAUAUCUGCAGCGCGCCAUUUCUGAACGCCGGUUCGAUCGCUCGGAAAUUUCUUUUAAGCCACUCACCCGUGAGGGACGACGCGCCAUCUUCAAGAUCCGCGAUCAUCAAUACGCCGCAGCGCUGGUCGACUUGCCAUGUAUCAUCGAAGGUAUGAAGAGUUGGGACCGGCGUGGGUGGUACAAAUCUGCGGAUAUCUGCCAGAUGCUUCUGGUCCUUGGCCCGGUUGCUAAUGAACAAGAGGCCAUGGACUACCCGCUUCCCUCGGACAUUUUACACCCAGAUGACAAAACUUUGCAAUACCCACACGGUCUCACGCCGCCGUUGCGAUGGGUCAGGAAGCGGCGUUUCCGGGAACGGAUCAGCACGCGGACUAUCGAGCAGGUCGAGAAGGCCGUCGAAGAUCUGAUUGCCCAGGAUGAGGCUGCCGUGGCACCUAUCCGCUAUGAGCUGGUUGAUAAGACAGCAUUGAACCGGGCUGAGGGACUGGUCCAAAGUGGAGAUUACGACUAUGAAGAUGAAUACGAUGAUGAACAGGAUGCCGAGGGCGAGAUGGAGGAAGGCAUGGAAGAUGGUGAUGCUGGAGUAUACCAAGCGGGUACGCCAAUGGCAACGAAGCCGUCCACGCCUGCGCCAGAAUCGUCUGGUGAUGAGAGUGACGGGUCCGACGAUGGCGAUGAACCGGAAGACGAGCUGGACGAUGAGCAACUCGAGCAACAGCGGCAGAUGCAGCAGCAACGCGAGGAAAUUGCCGAACUGGAGGCACUGAUCCGCGCCGAGACCGCGAAGUGGGAGAAGAUGCAGAACGCCAUCCUGAAGGGCAAACUGGCCAAGCGGAUCCACGAUCUGAAACAGGAUCUAUCAUUGAAGAAGGUGUCUAUCGGCGAGGGCGAUGAUGCUGAUGGUUAA
This is a messenger RNA of Aspergillus niger, 1365 nucleotides long. RefSeq lists its product as uncharacterized. The record is from RefSeq and is a predicted model, not a curated record. The coding region runs from base 1 to 1365 and encodes 454 amino acids. Gene Ontology annotation, molecular function: RNA polymerase II general transcription initiation factor activity. Gene Ontology annotation, cellular component: transcription factor TFIID complex. The transcript has 2 exons. NCBI's taxonomy places the organism in Eukaryota, Fungi, Ascomycota, Eurotiomycetes, Eurotiales, Aspergillaceae. Gene Ontology annotation, biological process: transcription initiation at RNA polymerase II promoter; RNA polymerase II preinitiation complex assembly.